This is a messenger RNA of Theobroma cacao (cacao), 1984 nucleotides long. RefSeq names its product transcription factor-like protein. Gene Ontology annotation, cellular component: transcription factor TFIIH core complex; transcription factor TFIIH holo complex. Gene Ontology annotation, molecular function: double-stranded DNA binding; ATPase activator activity. Gene Ontology annotation, biological process: nucleotide-excision repair. Lineage: Eukaryota; Viridiplantae; Streptophyta; Magnoliopsida; Malvales; Malvaceae. The record is from RefSeq and is a predicted model, not a curated record.
AGUCAGGCUCGGCCCGAAUAGGAACAACAUCGCCCAGUAGGCCCACUAUCCGACCCAGCACCCACCAUUGCUGUCAGCUUUUCGCCUUUUGCAAUCAGGAAAAACCUCGGAGUGCAAAAGGAUGCUGGACUCAACCAAAACAACGACGUCGCUUAAGAACUUCUUCGUCUCACAGCCGCUACUGAGAAAUAAGCAACCAUAAUUUUCAUUUAUCGAAGCUCGAUUCGAGCUUGGAUUCAAUCUACUCCCAGUUUAAAUCCUACAAAACCCUAAAAAUCGAAGUAAGAAAAAAAGGAGAAGAAAAUGCCUCAGGUGAAGAUAAUCGCGAAGAAUUUCAUGGACAUGGUGGCUUCAUUGCCUGCCAUUAAGCUCGACAUGCUUUAUCGUAAUCAAUUCAUUUGCGAAGCCAUUCUCAGGUCGAUGCCGCCUCUUGCAAAGAAAUAUGUGUUACAGAUGUUGUACAUUGAUGUUCCGGUGACAGCCAAGUCGUUGGAGGAGUGGGUGCUUGCCGAUGGAUCCUCUAAGCACAAAGUUGCCAUCGAUCGGUUGAUUCAGUUAAGAAUAUUAGAAGUAAUCGAUAGGAAGAAGGAAACCAUUUACAAGUUAAAUCCCACAUUUCAGACUAACCUCCGGAAACAUUUGAUAUAUGGAGGGAUUUUGCCAAGAGAACCAAUGCCUUCAAAUGUUACUGUGAGACUCCCUACCUCAGAGGAACUUGAUGCCUAUGCACAUGAACAAUGGGAGUGUUUCUUGCUGCAACUUAUAAGUUCAGGACAAGCUGAAAAACCAACAAAUUUCAGCUCUUCCAUGAUGAGAAUUUUUCAGCGUGGUCUUUUGUGUCAGAGGGAGAAAGAAGCUCCAAGAUUAACUGAGAGUGGUUUCCAGUUUUUGCUGAUGGAUACAAAUGCUCAGCUUUGGUAUAUUAUCAGAGAAUAUAUCUCCAAUUCAGAGGAGCAAGGUGUAGACCAAGCAGAUUUAAUUGCAUUUUUGCUAGAACUUAGUUUUCAUACCACUGGUGAGGCAUAUAAUAUGAAUACACUGACAGAUGACCAGAGAGCUAUGAUCAAGGACCUUUCAGACUUGGGAUUGGUCAAACUUCAGCAGGGCAGGAAAGAUAGUUGGUUUAUACCUACUAAAUUGGCCACCAAUCUUUCAGUGAGCUUAACAGAUUCAUCAUCAAGGAAACAGGGAUUUGUUGUUGUGGAAACAAACUUUAGGAUGUACGCAUACUCGUCAUCUAAGUUACACUGUGAAAUUUUACGUCUAUUUUCAAGGGUAGAGUAUCAACUUCCAAACCUCAUAGUUGGUGCAAUAACGAAAGAGAGCCUGUAUAAUGCUUUUGAAAAUGGCAUUGCAGCUGAGCAGAUAAUUACAUUCCUUCAGCAGAAUGCACAUCCUCGAGUUGCUGAGAAAUUACCAUCUGUACCUGAAAAUGUCACCGACCAGAUAAGAUUGUGGGAAACUGAUUUGAAUAGAGUUGAGAUGACUCCUGCGCAUUUUUAUGAUGACUUUCCUUCAAGGGACGUCUUUGAGGCUGCUUCUGACUUUGCUCGCGUGCAUUGCGGUUUACUAUGGGAGGAUGCUAAGAAAAUGCGAAUGGUUGUCAAGGCAGAGGUUCAUAUGCUUAUGCGAGAGCAGCUUCGUGGUCAAAACAAGUAGAUUGUAUGUAUGUCAUCCAAUCUGCAGGAACUGCACACCGAACGAAAUUGUUCAAAGUUUUGCUAGGCGAAAGGCUGGUAGCUAUCUUCACUUAGCAGGGUGGUCGUAGUUCAUCUGAAUCUGGCUUAACAUGAGUAAAUUAGGAGAAAUACAACUCUCUCUUCACUGAAAUCAAAUGUUGACAGAGCACCCUGUACGUAUAUGCGGUGGAGAUUUAGCCAAAAUCACCUGUCAAUAGUUAACUGUGUUAUAUAUCCAAAUCAUUAUAGUAAAACACAAUAAUCAAAGAAAUGUUUAUUUUAAUUCAACAUCGAUUUUUAUUUUA